Molecule: messenger RNA, 2399 nt
Organism: Centropristis striata (black sea bass)
Lineage: Eukaryota; Metazoa; Chordata; Actinopteri; Perciformes; Serranidae
Gene: prpf38b
Product: pre-mRNA processing factor 38B
Exons: 7
Coding region: 227-1654 (475 amino acids)
Cellular component (GO): precatalytic spliceosome
Source: RefSeq, a predicted model, not a curated record
UGUGUUCACACUGCACCACUAACGUUACAGUUCCGGUUCCACCUCGCAACAGCACUUUAGCUACAACGACGGCGGGAAGUUGUUAUUAUCUAUUUUGAGGAAAAUCACCAACAAGCCAACGGACGAAAUUGUUACCGAUCGAUACUUCACCAUCGUAUAUUGAUGGAUCUGUAAUCGGAGAUACGCUAACUGUACACUGAGCGGAGCGGCGUGGGAUCCAGCUAACAUGGCUAACCAAGGAAACCAGUUAGCGGCACAGGCCGUCAGCAAGCCUGCACCAGGAAAACAUGGAAAUGUAUUGCCCCUGUGGGGCAACGAAAAGACUAUGAACCUCAACCCAAUGAUUCUUACAAAUGUGCUGUCCUCGCCGUAUUUCAAAGUUCAGCUUUAUGAACUAAAGACCUACCACGAAGUUGUGGACGAAAUCUACUUUAAGGUGACUCAUGCUGAGCCUUGGGAAAAAGGAAGCAGAAAGACCGCAGGCCAAACUGGAAUGUGCGGAGGGGUGCGUGGCGUCGGAACUGGUGGUAUUGUGUCUACUGCUUUCUGUCUUCUGUACAAACUGUUUACUCUCAAGCUGACUCGCAAACAGCUGAUGGGUCUGAUCACUCACACAGACUCUCCAUACAUCAGAGCACUUGGCUUCAUGUACAUAAGAUACACUCAACCCCCAGCAGAUUUGAUAGAAUGGUACGACAACUUCCUGGAUGAUGAGGAGAUGCCCAUUGUGCAGCAGGAGCUGGACGUGAAGGCAGGAGGUGGCUGUGUGAUGACAGUCGGAGAGAUGCUGCGCUCAUUCUUGACCAAACUGGAGUGGUUCUCCACUCUGUUCCCCCGUAUCCCAGUGCCUGUACAGAAGAUAAUUGACCAGCAGAUGAAGGCUAGGCCUCGUAAAGUUGCUGUGAAGGAGGUGCAGGAGGAGGAACCCGCAGUGGCAGAGGGGGCAAGGCAAGGAGAACGACGUCGCUCCAGGACACCCAGACGGACUCCAAGCCCCCGAAGAUCGCCGAAACGGUCGAGGAGCCGGAGCCACCACCGCGAGAAAGAACGGCACGGCCCCAGCUUUGACCGAGAGCUGGAAAGGGAGCGUGACCGCCAGAGGAAGGAGAGGGAGGGCAGGGACCGAGACCGGGAUAGGGAUAGAGGAGACAGAGGGGACAGGGAGAGACGGCGGUCCCGCAGUGCAGACAGGAACCAAGACCGGCGAGAACGUAGGAGAAGUCGCAGUGGCAGCCAGGACCGAAGGAAGGAACGCAGAGACAAAGAUAGAGACGGCGGGGAAGACCGGAACAGGAGGAAGGACAGGGAACACCAUAAAGAUAGAGGCGCGGAGAGGGAGAGGUCCAAGGAUAAAAAGAACAGGGGAGAGACCGAUGACAGGAGGCAUAAAGACGACAGGGAGAGGCACAGAGAUGAGAGGAAGGCCAAAAGGUCGAGUCGGAGCCGAAGCAGGGAGAGGAGGCACAAAAGCGGGGGAGAGGAGAAGAGCAGGAAAAGAGAUCGCAGCCACAGCAGAGACAGAGACAGAGACAGGGAGAGAGACGGAGAUCAGCGUUCUCACAAACGUAGUGGUAGCAAAGAGAGAAGCCAUCAUCAGUCCAGUAAUGACCACAGUAAACAUAGUGAACGCAGAAGGAGUCAGAGCACUGAGUAAAUGUCGCCUCCCAGCAAUAUUACUUCUACUCCUGUGUUUUCCUUCCCUAUUUCUACACAGUUGUCUGGUCCAUCCCUCGUGCUAAAGAGAAGGAAUGUCAGCACAUUAGACAUCUGGAGCUGUUGUUUUUGGCCAAUGUAAUGUUGCUUUACUUUUAUGUUUUUCUGCCUUUUUCGCUCCCCAUUAGACCAUUGUUAGUAUUCACUUGAAUUUGAAAAGUGGGAAAAAAAUGGCAUUUUAAUUUUCUAUGGUGCGUUCAUUUGCCCCAGAAAAAUGUGGGUUUGUACAUACCGUUUCGGAGGCUGUCUACACACGAUAAAUGUUCCGAGAUGCAUUGCUCCCUGGGUCAGGUGCAGCGCAACAUGGUCUUCAUAUAACUUACGUAAUGUAUAAAGACUAACUUAUUUUCAAGAGGUACAAAACCCCAAACAUUUUUAAAUUUAACUAAUGUUACAGUGCAUAUUUCUGCAAUUUAUUCAUAUUUAAGCGACUUGGUCAGCUGUAUUCUGAUUGAACAUGCUGAAGUACAAAAUUGAGAGUUGCAGCGAUGUGGAUCGACAAUGGCUCAGCAAAAAAGCAAUUCUGUCCAUGGUCGUGUGUAGACAGCCUGAGAAUGUUUUAAUCCUCUAAAGGGCAGUCUGCAAAGGGUAAUUUUUUUACCACACACACUGAGCCCUGCCUGUGAUGUGUUUGGGUUAUUGCUCUGUUGCAUUUUGUUUUCUAAUAAAAACACUUUUACAAACAA